This is a messenger RNA of Hyalella azteca, 4497 nucleotides long. RefSeq names its product probable WRKY transcription factor protein 1 (gene Cnot4). The record is from RefSeq and is a predicted model, not a curated record. Gene Ontology annotation, molecular function: RNA binding; ubiquitin-protein transferase activity; metal ion binding. Gene Ontology annotation, cellular component: CCR4-NOT complex. Lineage: Eukaryota; Metazoa; Arthropoda; Malacostraca; Amphipoda; Hyalellidae. The transcript has 12 exons. Gene Ontology annotation, biological process: protein ubiquitination. Bases 121 to 3552 code for a protein of 1143 amino acids.
GGAAGGUUGCUGUUUCGUAUCUGAUUGGUCAGUGUUAGUCCACUAUUGGUGAAUUAGCUAUUCUAAAGCAUUAUUGUACUUUAUUCUUGUACUUCCAAGACCAAAGCAAAAACCAAGAAAAUGAAUCAUAACCAGUCGGACGAGUGCCCUGAGUGCCCAUUGUGCAUGGAGUUGCUGGAGAUGGAUGAUAUCAACUUUUUCCCCUGCACUUGUGGCUAUCAGAUAUGCCGCUUCUGCUGGCAUAGGCUUCGGACUGAUGAGAAUGGCCUGUGUCCUGCAUGCAGGAAACCUUACACCGAGAGUCCUGCUGACUACAAGCCUCUAACUCAGGAGGAAUUGCAGAAGAUUAAGCAGGAGAAGAAGCAGAAGGAGCUCAUCCGCAAGCAGAAAGUCACUGAGAAUCGGAAGCAUCUCUCCAAUGUCAGAGUGGUUCAGAAGAAUCUCGUUUUUGUGGUGGGGUUAUCAAGUAGACUUGCAGAUGCUGAGGCUCUGAAAAAAAUGGAGUAUUUUGGAAAAUUUGGUAAAAUUCAUAAAGUUGUUAUUAACCACACAACAAGUUAUGCUGGGUCUCAGGGUCCAAGUGCUUCUGCUUAUGUCACGUACCAGAGAGCUGAGGAUGCUUUGAAGGCCAUCUCGCAAGUCAAUAAUAUUCAUGUGGAUGGUAGAACUCUCAAGGUCUCCUUAGGCACCACUAAAUAUUGUUCCCAUUUCAUGAAGAAUCAGCAAUGUCCUAAAAAUGAUUGCAUGUAUCUCCAUGAAUUGGGUGAUGAAGCGGCCAGUUUUACUAAAGAAGAGAUGCAGCAAGGCAAGCAUCAAGAAUUUGAGAAGAAGCUGCAGGAACAUUAUCUGGGUGUGGGAUCUACUAAAAAUGGGGGUAUUGGUGGCUUGAGUGGCUCGACAGGCACUGAGUCGUCUCACUCGAGCGGCAGGCGGACCCAUAAAGAUAGUCUGUCUGAGUCCAAUGGUGGGAAUGUGGGUGGAAGCAGCAGCUCAAGAAACGGUCGCACCUCUGCUACUAUAAAUGGCAUUUGUGCCAGUAACAAUAGCAGUAAUAUCAGUGGUGGCAGUUUCCACACUGCUGGUAUACAGCCACUUGAUUCUAUUGUUAUCAGUCCUGGUGAGGGUUGGCCAUCUCUGAACCUCGGGGGCAGUAAGGAUUUGGGUUCCAACUACAGCGGCAGUAGUAGCGGUGUGUCGUCUGCUUCUGGUAGUCAGAACUCUGUUAACAGUAAUUCAAGUGGAUCUUCCAACCAAGGCAAAAAGAAUAGAAAGCAUAAUGGUUCCAAUAGCAAUGUGAUCAAUGGUUCUACUGGUUGUGCAACUUCUUCUCCCCGUAACACUCCUACUCGAGACCACCAGAACACCGGCCGAAGAGGUCAAAAUGAGGACAGUGCCAGUAGCAGCGGCCGCUCUACAGCAGCACGAGCGAGUCCUUGCCCUUCAAGUGCUGCAUCCUCCGAGAGUUCUGCCUCGUCCCUGAGCUCGGUACUCUCGACCACACCGCCGGCAUCGUCAUCUCCUUCUGACUUGACGCCAGCAAAACGCAAGCAAGCCACCUCCCGGUCGCCUGUCUCUGCUCAUGUACAGAGAAGACAGAAGUCCCAGUCUCCCAGCAGCAAUAGAGAAUCUCAGUUUGACAACGGACUUGCCGACUCGAACACUAAUUUAGAUCAUUCUGACCUAAGCAAUGAUUCUUACAAUCCGACUGAGACACAAAAUGUGCCUGGAAAUCAUGAACCAAUUAGCAUUGUUGACACUGAUUUAGAGAAAUCAGAUGAAAUUCUAAUAACAGAAGUCAUAACUACUGAAAGAGAGCAUGACCAGUCUCCGGAAACUCGGGCUGAAGAUGUUAGUGAACCUUCUUUCUUGCGCGAUGUCACACCACCGGCUGAUGCUGCCAAUGAUCCUUUUCAUGAUCACAUCAUCACUUCCCUUAAUAAUGUUGUUGAUUCCCACGAGACUACACAGCAAUUAUCCUCCGCGUCCCUUCAUUCUGGUGACUGGGAUAUCGGCGAUCGCACCGAGCAACCUUUGUCUGUGAACGCAACCUGUGCUACUGCCGACAUUUGGAGCAAUACUACCAAAGCUUGCGAAUCCAUAGAUGACGAGUUAGGCUUCGAUCCUUUCGAGGAAACAAAUAAAGCAUUAGCUCAGGACAUAAUAAUGGAAAAACAGAAAGAACAACUUCAGAGACAUCAACUACAUGAGCAGCAAAGGCAACAACAGCAGUCAUUCCACCAAUUACAGCAGCUACGUCAACAAGUUGACUCUCAGAACGGGCAUGCAGGCCUCAAAGCAUUCAUGAGCAGCGGCGGAGAGAGUCUUGGUGGCAUCGGGGCUGCAAGGCUACCUCCGCCGGGCUUCAAUGGCGUUGUUACUUCUAUCCAUAAUGUUUCUAAUAACGUAUCCCGUAACAGAGUGGAUAUAAAUAAACUAUUCUCCGGUAUUAGUUCAUCUCUUGGUAAUAAUCUCUCGAAUCAAUCACCUCAACUUAAUGGGUUGAUAUCAAAUCGUUUACCUCACGGACCGCCUCCUGGUAUGAGUAUGCUUAGUAACUUACAAGGGCACCAGCCUGGGCUGGAUCCUUCUGCGGGAAGGAGUGGGGUGAGCACAAAUCCUUUACUUGCGGCUCUGGAGGCCUCUUCAGCUCAUUCUCUGGCUCAGCAGCAACCAGGACCUCCACCAGGUCUUUCGUUGCCUAAACAAGACUCCUUUGCCAUGAAAGACUUAGAGAAUGCCUUCCCCACCUUGACAUCACUGAAUAGAAUGAAUAGCCUCAAUACCCUUGAGUCUUCCACUAACGCUCUUAACCCAAGCCUCAGUUCCUUCAGCAAUGUCAAUGGACUCGCUUCUCUGAAUGGCCUCUCACUUAGUUCUCUCAAUAAUGGGGGGCUGGGUCUCAAUUUCUGCAAUUUGAACGCUCCUCAGCAGCAAAAUUCCCUGAGUCAACUUAACGCUUUCUCUGGCAUGAAUUUGGCCCAGGCUCAGCAGCAGUCAGUUAACACACCGGGUAACAAUGUGAUAUCUAACUUAUUCAAUUUCAGUCAGCCGUCACAGGUACCUCAACAGUCGAUUCUUCACCAGCUUGCUCUUCACAACUCCCACAAAGGAUGGACAAACAAUAGCAACGGUGCUCCAGACCUGACCGCGCUAGACCCAGCAAUUGUAUCCUCGGGUCAGCUGACCGACUCCAGAUCUGAUUCUCCCCCCGAGUGGCUGCGCCUGAUGGAUGGCCCAGCCUCGACCUGGUCGUCUCUUCUCCCGACACAGAACCAGCAGACACCCAACAGCUCAACCUUGUCCCAACAGCAGCACCUAGGUACCACCAGUGGGUUUCAGGCAACGCUGAGCUCACAGCAGCAGGUUUCAUUGUUGCAACACCAACAACAGCAGCAACACCAUCAACAACAGCUGGCUGCUUUCCAGCAACUACGACAGCAGCAACAGCAGGCGAUCCCAUCAGUGUGGCCACCGACUUCUCCUCCACCAGGUUUCUCCUCACUUUCCCCUCUCCACCGCGCCAAACUCUCCCAUAAGCUCGAUAAUAUGUAGAGCUGCUUGCCGUACUGGACCAUCCCUGACAAGAGGCCAAUCUCUGCUGUUUCAACACAACGCUUACGCUUCAGCCUUAAGCGGCUUCAACUUCUUUAGUCUUUGAGUAGUAACAAUAUUAUUGUCUAGCGGCUGCAAUCAUUUGCCGGUGCUGUGGCUCGUUGAGUGGACUUGUGCUGCAAUCGUAAUGGAUCAGUUAAUGCCGUACCGCGUUACCUUUAGCACAUCUUCGAUUUCUUUGUGUUCUCCCCUUCUCCAUUUGACAAAGGCGUGAAUUUCUUGCUUUUCUGAACGGUGAUUAAUAUUUUGAGGGUGACUAUAUUACUGAAAUGUUAUGGAUCUUUAUUUAUUGUUCGGGGAAAUUUUCUUAAUAAAGUGACCAAUAUAACUGUCCAAGAUUUGCUAAGUAUUAAUUUCCAGAUGACUGCAUCAUACGGCAUUUGGGGAAGAGAUUCGUCGUGCAUGUAGAUUUUCCAUCAAAAAGCCGCAUGAGACAUUGUCAUCAUGUCAUGACGGAGCACCCUCUGGCGGACGUUUAUACCUAGAUUACAUGCAAUUUUCGUUAUUGCGAAUCCCUUGAUGUUUGAUUAAUAAUGUAACGUUUGAUUGAAAUUGUAUCAGUUGAUCUUUGAGUUGCCACGGGGCUUUAUUAUGAAGUAUAUUCUGUGUUUGAUUUUAAUGCGGUGGGAGAGGUCCUCCCGCUGGGUUAUUUGCUCGCUCUUGCACUUGCCUUCUGAUUAUCCCUGUAUCUCUAAGAUACGGUCAAUAUUCUCCUGCCCAUGUGCUCUCUUUGUCUCGUUUGCCAUUCUAUGAAGGAGUUACUUCGUGCUGCUGUCAACAUGUUCACUUAUUCCACAUCGAUAUAUCAUAGACUGAUAUUAUACUACAUUACAUUAGCAAAUAACCUUUUAUCAGUCGUAUCAAAUGAAAUAAAUUUGAAUAACU